This is a messenger RNA of Rosa rugosa (rugosa rose), 1335 nucleotides long. RefSeq lists its product as uncharacterized. Bases 93 to 1124 code for a protein of 343 amino acids. The transcript is spliced from 10 exons. Gene Ontology annotation, cellular component: chloroplast. The record is from RefSeq and is a predicted model, not a curated record. Lineage: Eukaryota; Viridiplantae; Streptophyta; Magnoliopsida; Rosales; Rosaceae.
AAUAAAAAAAAGUAGACCCGACAUCCAGUAUACCACAAGCUACGGUGGCCUUGGUGAAGCAAAAAAGGCAGCACUAGAACGAAGGUCCAACAAUGUCUCUCACGUGCUCUCAAACACUAGUCCUCUAUUCCUCAAACCCACCCCACACUAAACCUUCCCUGUUCCCAACCACUUCAAUUCUGAAGCUUUCGCCAACAUUCUUCAGAAAUGGCAGCAACUCUGUUUCUCGCAGAAACAACAGAUUUCAGUUCCAUGCAAACUCCACUGACUCAGACGACGAAUUGGGAACUAUGCAAGUUGCUGCCGUUUCCAACCCAUCAUCCACCAGCCUUCUCUCUUUUCUUUGCCCCUUGCUCAAACUCUUCUCCGGAGGAGAUCCCUCACAAGAACGGAACUUUACCUUGGAGGUAGCCACAUCUUCCUUGUCUACCUUGGCUAGAUUCCCUUGGGGAUCAAGAUCUCUAUCAAAUAAUUCGGACAGCCCGGAAGUCACCACCUUGGAUCCUCCUGUGCGUCUGCAGCUUUUUGAAUUCGAGGCCUGCCCUUUUUGCAGGAGGGUUCGCGAAGCUAUGACUGAGCUAGAUCUUUCAGCAGAGGUGUAUCCUUGUCCAAAAGGUUCGAUAAGACACAGAGAAUUGGUUAACAGAUCUGGUGGAAAAGAGCAAUUUCCCUUUCUCAUUGAUCCAAAUACCGGUAUUUCAAUGUAUGAAAGCGGGGAAAUCGUGAGAUACCUAUUUCAGCAAUAUGGGAAAGGCAGAAAACCUUCACCGGGGCUUUUGGAAAGUACAUUGCUUACAGGGUGGAUGCCGACAAUAUUUCGAGCAGGUAGAGGAAUGACAUUGUGGGAAAGGGCGACUCUAGAGGCACCACCUGAAAAGCUGGAACUUUACUCAUACGAAAAUAAUCCGUAUGCAAGAAUUGUGCGUGAGGCACUUUGUGAGUUGGAGCUUCCUUACAUCCUACAGAAUGUAGGAGAAGGGUCCCUGCGGUUAAAGCUACUUGUUGAUGCAUCGGGGUCCAAAGAGGUUCCCUACUUGAUUGAUCCCAACACUGGUACACAUGUUGGUGACUACAAGAAGAUCCUGUCCUACUUGUUCCUGACAUAUUCAGUAGCCGCUGUAUAGGAUAUAAAUCCGGUGUAACUGCUGCCAUGCUUGAAAAUCCAAAUGGAUGGAGGUAAUUUUACUAUACAUACAUGCCGUAACAAAUCACUUAGUGACUUGACAUCCUUAAAUAUUCAAUUCCUCUGUAAAUUUGAAUACUGUAUGACAUGUACAUAUGCUGUAACAAAAUUACUUGGUGGUAUAGGCAAUCUGCUUCAUCUUUUCUGGUUUC